CUUGCUAGGGUUUUUUUUCUUGACUUAGAGAGAUUGAUUGAUUGGGCCGAGUUGGGUCCAUCUCUCUAAUCCUUUAUGUGAGAGAUUUAUCUGUAUCUUUACUUUUUAUUUCUUAUGACCUAUAUAUCAAGCCUCACUUUCACAUAAAUCUCAUGAAUUACGUUACUUAAUUUACACUCCAAAUAUUUGUAAUGAUAAAAAAAAGUCUAAACCCUUUUAACUCAAAACCUCCAACCUAGUAAAAGGAAGAAAAGAAUCGGACCCAAGGAGCUAAGAGCUUAGGUAACCCGACACGCCUAUCUCUCAAGUUGAAUUUGGGAAUUGUAGAAUUUUUUUCAAUUAAAGUAGAGAGUCUUCAAAGCUCAACAAAAGAAGCAAUCUUUUAACAAAAAAAAAGGCAAAGCUUUUCAAUAACAAAAUGUUAGCAAUAGAGAAGAUGUGAACCACAAUUUGGGGAGGCAACAAAUAAUAAUUUGGGUAUUCCGUGGAAUUAGUAUACACCCAAGCUGGCACGCAGGAUGCCGCGGUUAUCAAAAAAGAAUCAGUGGAAUUAUUGAUCAGGUGAGCUCAGGGUGUUACUUACAAUUGAGUUUAAUUGUUAUUGGUUGGAAUUUGACUCUAUUUUCUAGGUCUGUUUGCUAUAGCUAAGCGAUUCUAGUCCGAGUUGUAUGACGUCAAGGCCAAAGUCCAAAUGGUCCUUUGGAUGCCCGUAAAUAAUGCCCCGUACAAUCAAAAUGUAUGAAAUUAAAUAGUAGUUCAUUAUCCUUAAACCCGUAGUUAUAGUUUGUAUGGCGUGAAAGCCCGAGAUCAUGUAUAAUGAAGAAAAUGCAUUCCGAUAUUCCUUAACACCAUAGUCUGAGGUAAGAGUAAGGAUUGCGUACACUAUAUCCUCCCUAUUAACUUUGUGGGAUUACGCUGAGUAUGUUGUUGUUGUAUGUGAAUCAUAGAACCUAUUGAGGAUGUCCAUAAGUAUUUCCUAUUGGAAAUGAGUUGCCAUGGGCUUAAUAAAAAAGAAAAUGUGACCGUACAAUUUCUUAAAGGUAUUCAAAUUUUAAAAAAUUUCAUCUAAUUGUUUAGAAAAGAUAAAUCUAGAAAAUUUCACGAUUUCAUCAACUUACUAGCACACUUGCGGCUUACCGAGGAUACGACACUAGCUAGGAAGAUAUGGAGGAUGGAGAUUAGGGUAGAGAUUAGUAGGUAGUCGAGCGUUGUCUAGUUACUUAUUUGUGUUGUUAUUGUUACUUUCCUACUACCGUAUUCUUUGACUUUAGUAUUACCUAUCUUUUCAUUGGUUCGACUUUCAUAUUAUUUGUUGUUGCUAUUAUUUUCUUCUUCACUGUUUUCAGCAUGAAUUAUCCGCUGAUGUAUUUGCUUCACAUAUUUGAUUUUGUUAUGCUUUAUUUGAGACGAGGAUCUAUUGGAAACAACCUAUCUACCUUCACAAGGUAAGGGCAAGGUUGCGUGCACCACCCUCCUCCCUACACCCACAUGUGGGAUUAGAUCGGGUAUGUUGAUGUUGUUACUAUUUACUGAGAAAUCAUAAAUUAGAAAUUUUCAAGCAGAUGAAAUUACUUGUCAAUUGGCAGCGGCCCCAUGUAAGCAAUAAAUGGGUGAAGUACUUUAUGAAUUUCCAAUUUGUUUGGUGCCUUGGUUGUGGUUGUGGUGUCUAGUUUGACAAAAUAACUUAGUGAAUACAUAAACUGGCAUGGUUGUAAAAAAAGGGAUCAAUUAGUUUUCUCAGAUUGUUUUCUAGUGGUUCGAUGAUCGUCUUGGAGCUUGGAAAAAUAAAAUUCAAAAAACUGAUAUUGUAAGCAUCUAAGUCAAACCAACAACAAUUAAAAAUACUCAAUUGUAAGUAACACCACCAAGAAAUCAGAUUUUACCCAAUCAACAUCCAGCUGGUCUGUGUUAUCAUUUGACGGCUCCACAAUGCUCUUUCCUAAUUUAAUUAAAAAUUAAGGCUGGUUAUAAAGCAAAAUAGCGAGAGAAGACUUAGGAUGUAGCUGGUGAAAUAGUCAAGGUGCAUAAACACAAACACAAACACAAACACAAAAACAGAUGCACAAAACAUAAAAAUACCUUUGGAGAUCUGAUUAAGCUUUUGGGUUGCAUCAACUCCACUGCUACUAAGAUUUUGAUUGAAAAGAUCAACAUCUAACUUUGGAAUUGCAAUAGAUUUCAUCUUCUUCUUCUGUUUCUGUAUCUCUGGAGCAGAAAUACUAUCUGCUAGUUUUUCCCUCAUUCUUAGUUUUUUGUGUCAUCUUUCUUUGGACAGAUUAAUGGUUUCUCAAUUGCUAACUAUUGAUUGAAGAGACUCAAUAUUUUAUGAUUUGCAAAAGAAAAUGCUAAUUGGAGGAGGGCAGGGAAUUUUUUGUUAAUCAGGUGCUAUUAUUGAGUUGCGAUUGCUUAAAAAGAAUCAAUUGAAUCUCAGUAAAAGGAAAGAGUGUACCUGCGCCGCUCCAUGAUCGGAUGCGGAAGCUUGUUUUCUGGGGUUUCUUUUUCUAUUAAAAAAAGGUUUUAAUUUUAUUUAUUAAUCAUCACAAUUUAUGCAACACAAUUAUUAAUUGAAGGGUCUAAUUAACGCAAAUAUCAGAUAGUUAGACUAUAACAAAUUAGGAUCUUUUUUUACGGUAAAAAAGAAGAGCAUUAUAAAUAGAUGAUAACACCUGCAAAACUGAGGUAAAAAAACACAGAAAGAAACAAAUACCCUAGAAGUUGAGGAGGAGAUACUAAUUUCUUUCUUUGUUAGGAAUCUUUCUUUGUGUCAUAUUUGGAGCUUCUUCUAUGUGAAGGUGUACCUCUUGUCAAUUUACAGAAAUAUCCUUCUUUACACCACAAUUUAUGGUGUCUCUAUUUUUAGAAGUGCAAAUAUAACUAUUAAAAAGUUACCUUUUAAAUAACAUUAGAUUUUGUCUCAUGUUAGUUCAAAAGUUUCCCAAUCUAACUGUUAAAUUAUUACAUUGUCAUUUUCUAGCAUCUUCUCAUUCUAUUUUCCAUUUACUCAAAUGGAAUCUUUAGAUGAUGAUAUGACAAGGAAUGAUAAAUUGCAAGAAAUAAUAAAGAGGCCAUUUAUCAAACAGUUGUCCUUGCGAAAUUUCUCCUUUUUGUCAUGAUAAUUUAUUAUUCCCAUCCUAAAAUCAUUGGCAUUAUAAUGCUCUUCUUUUUUACAGUAAAAAGAAUUCCUAAUUUAUUACGAUCUAACUAUCUAAUAUUUGUGUUAAUUAGGCCCGUCUAUUAAUAAUUGUGUUGCAUAAAUUGUGAUAAUGAAUAAAUAAAACUAAACUUUUUUUCAAUAGAAAAUGAAAACCUAGAAAACAAGCUUGCGCAUCCGAUCAUGGAGCGGCGCAGGUACACUCUUUCCUUUUAUUCCAACUGAGAUUCAACUGAUUUUUUUCAAACAAUCGCAGCUCGUUAAUAGCACCUGAUUAACAAGAUAAUCCCUGCCCUCCUCCAAUUAGCAUUUUCUUUUGCAAAUAAAAAAGAUUUAGUCUCUUCAAUCAAUAGUUAACAAUUGAGAAACCAUUAAUUUGUCCAAUUAAAGAUGACACAAAAAACUAAGAAUGAGGGAAAACUAGCAUAUAGUAGUUCUGCUCCAGCAGAAACAGAAGAAGAAGAUAAAAUCCAUUGCAAUUCCAAAGUUAGAGUUUGUUCUUUUCAAUCAAAAUCUUAGUAGCAGUGGAGUUGAUGCAACCCAAAAGCUUAAUCAGAUCUCCAAAGGUAUUUUUAUUGUUUUGUGCAUCUGUUUUUGUGUUUGUGUGUGUUUAUUCAACUCGACUAUUUCACCAGCUACAUCGUAAGUCUUCUCUCUCUAUUUUGCUUUAUAACUAGCCUUAAUUUUUUCAAUUAAAUCAGGGAAGAGCGUUGUGGAGCCGUCAACUGAUAACACAAACCAGAUGGAUGUUGAUUGGGUCAUGGCAAUUCACUUCCCAGAGGUAAUACUUAUGGACAUCUUUAGCAGGUUACCUGUGAAGUCUCUACUUCGUUUCAAAUGUGUGUCAAAAUUUUGGGAAACGUUGAUCUCCGAUCCAUACUUUAAGAUGAAGCAUCUAAAUCGUGCCAAGAAUGAUCAAGAUUCUCAAAAACUUCUUACUAGCCUAAGGUGCCGUAAUAGUCGUAUGUUUUCCAUGUAUUGUUGUCCUUUGUCGCCGGUUCAGCUGGUUGAGGGUGUACAAAAACUCAAUUUCCCUUCAAACUAUUCGGUAUCGCGCUGCAAAAUCCAUUGUUGUUAUGAUGGCUCCGCUGUUAUGGAGGUUCCUGGUAAUUUGAAUGAAGACACCGCAUUUUUGCUGUGGAACCCUUCCACUGGAGAAUCAAUUGUACUUCCUUCUCCAGAAUUCCCACCAAACAAAAGUCCUUGUUUUGGUUUGGGAUAUGACUCAACCAGUGGCGAGUAUAAGAUUGUUCAGAUUUAUCAGGGUUUGGAUUUACCUUGUGAAAUUCUUGCGCUGAAAGGUGGCUCUUGGAGAAGAAGUGAUAAGCAUCCUCAUGGCAUAUACUGUCUGAUGUUUGCUAUGCAGUUUUUGACAUUUGUACAUGCAGCAUUUCAUUGGAUCAGUAUGUCACGAAAUUAUUCUGUGGUGCUUUCGUUUAGUAUUUCGAAUGAAGCAUAUGGAGAGAUUCCCUUAACGGAGGAAAUUUCACGUCCGGGGGCUGUUAUUGGCAUUACAGUUUUGGAUGGAAUGCUUUCUGUUCAUUCUAAUUGUCGUUAUGAUCAGAGUAACCGUACUAUUAAGUUAUGGGUAUUGAAAGAGUAUGGUAUCAAGGAAAAUCUUGGAUUCCAUUGUUAUCUACCGAAGAUCGUUAUAUUGCUUUUGCUAUACCGAAAUAUAGAUUUGCAGAUGGCGAAGUGCUAUUCAGGUGCACAGUUGUGGGUUCAUUAAGGACACGUAGUGGACCAUUUGGAGCAUGGUCUGAAGGUCAUACCUUUAUAGAGGCACAUGCUUUUACAGAAAGCUUGAUUUCUCCAAGGUCACUUGCUUAUUAGUUUCUUGUGUGUGAUUGAGACUCUCUUUUUCUUCUUUUCUCGUUAUGUUACAACUCUCAUACUCUUCUCAGUUUAUCACCAGUUUUUGGAGUACAAUGUCAUCUUUAGCUGGCAGGUCUGGGGAGCAAGAUAUUAGUACCAGCAGAUAUCUUGGAGAAAGAAGUGUUUGUCUAUCCAUAUGUGGAGUACUCGGCUUGAAAUAAACCAGAUAUGUUUUAAUGGAGAAAGAAGUGUUCGUCUAUCCAUAUGUGGAGUACUCGGCUUGAAAUAGACCAGAUAUGUUUUAAUGGAGAAAGAAGUGUUCGUCUACAUGCAGUGUAAGGAACAGAGGUUUCCAAAGCUUGUUGAUUAUGAGAAAAUUGAUAAGAGUGCAUUGCUUCUGUUACCAGCAAGAAUGACAUUUAUUUUUCUAAUAUUCCCUAGCACAGUGACUGAAAUUCUCACAAACGAUAAUUUGAAUGUACAUCUUGUUAUAUUACUUCAGGAGCUCACCACUCUUGUGAGAUAAUGAUAGUUUCUUGUUGUUGUUAGUUAAUUUGGUUGAGAUUUUGAUGUUAUUUGAUGACUUAAAGUAGGUUGGUCGUAAUGAAGACCUUUAACACCUUAUUGAUGCUUUUGUUUGUAUGGUAUGUUAAGGCUUUCAUUCUUCUUUU
Molecule: messenger RNA, 5637 nt
Organism: Solanum lycopersicum (tomato)
Lineage: Eukaryota; Viridiplantae; Streptophyta; Magnoliopsida; Solanales; Solanaceae
Product: F-box protein CPR1
Molecular function (GO): protein binding
Source: RefSeq, a predicted model, not a curated record